This is a messenger RNA of Ictidomys tridecemlineatus (thirteen-lined ground squirrel), 3125 nucleotides long. The record is from RefSeq and is a predicted model, not a curated record. Lineage: Eukaryota; Metazoa; Chordata; Mammalia; Rodentia; Sciuridae.
GAGGUAAAAGAAGGGGAAAAAGAAAAGAAAAAAUCUCAAAGGAAAAUUAAAGGAUUGUUUCUGUUGGAGGUCAGUAUCUUUCCAGCUCCCUUCUCAUCCUAUAGGUGGGGUUGUCUGUUGUUUGCUGAUGUCUCCACCCUCAGGGUGGGAGGGUUGGUUUGGGGGCGGAGCUUCUGGAGGUGGGGUAUAGCACUUGCCAGUCCUCAAGGAUCUCCUUUUGGGCCUGCUCAUGUGAUGUGGGUGCCUGGUCUUAUAUGCUUAUAUCGCCUGUAGACCUCCUGGUCUCUACUUUAGUAUCUAAACUAUAUCUCACUCACCCCUUCCUUUCUAAUUCCCAUCAUAAGGACAGGGAAAACAGAAUUAUCUCAAAAAUUUUUUUGGAAAUAACUGUUAGAUCUAGAGUAGGUUUGGGGGCAGGUGUAAUGUUCAAUUAGAGAUGAGAAUCUUUUUUUAACUUACUAUAUUUAACAACAGAUUUUAAGAUCCUUGCAUUAGAAAGUGAUCUGUGGACUGGGGAUAUCACUUGGUGCUGGAACACUUGCCUGCCAUGCUUGUAGCUCUGGGGUUGUCCCCUGCACCAUAAACAUACAGAAAGAGUGUUGUACCUUUACAGUUGGAAAAAACUGUAAAUGUCCUGUGGUGGCACCUGUGAUGCUUGCAUUGUCCUCAUAGAAAGUUAAAAUCUGGAAAACAUUGCCAGACUGACAGCCCUGGGGGCAAAGGUGGACAGUGCCUGUGGCAAGGAGGUGUGAAUCGGCUCUGGGCCUGUUUUUUUCUGGGCCUCAGCACCUUGGCCUGCCCUUCUAAUCCUUGGACCCUUUUUAACAACUCCAUGCUGUCUGGGAUCUCCCUGUGGCUGAAUCCACUAACAGGAACUGAAAAUGGCCCUUCAGCUAUGCUAGGUCUAUAAUGGGAAGUGUUACACUUCGAUAUUUCUGUUAUGGGUGCCUUUUUACAUCUGCGACCUGGACAGUUUUGCUCUUUGUUUACUUUAACUUCAGUGAAGUGACUCAGCCACUUAAGAAUGUGCCCAUCAAGGGGUCUGGUCCCCACGGACCAUUUCCCAAAAAAUUCUACCCCCGUUUCACACGAGGUCCAAGCCGAGUGUUAGAGCCACAGCUCAAAGCAAAUAGAAUUGGUGAUGUGCUGGGUAAUCACAUUGAAGAUCCAGAAAAAGACCACCUGAAAUUCUCUUCUGAGUUGGGCAUGAUUUUCAAUGAACGUGAUCAGGAGCUGAGAGACUUGGGCUAUCAGAAACAUGCCUUUAAUAUGCUCAUUAGCAACCGCUUGGGCUACCGCAGAGAUGUGCCGGACACCAGGGAUGCCGCAUGUAAAAAAAAAUCUUACCCAGUCGACCUGCCAGUUGCUAGUGUUGUCAUCUGUUUCUACAAUGAAGCUUUCUCUGCCCUGCUGCGGACAGUGCACAGCGUGGUGGACCGCACGCCCGCACACCUUCUGCAUGAGGUCAUCCUUGUGGACGACAACAGCGACUUCGAUGAUUUAAAAGGAGAAUUAGAUGAGUAUGUACAAAAAUACCUCCCUGGAAAAAUUAAAGUCAUAAGAAAUACAAAGCGUGAGGGAUUGAUUCGAGGACGGAUGAUUGGUGCAGCGCAGGCCACAGGAGAAGUGCUUGUGUUCCUGGACAGCCACUGUGAAGUGAAUGUGAUGUGGCUGCAGCCCUUGCUAGCAGUCAUCCAUGGGGACCCGCAUACCGUGGUGUGCCCAGUGAUUGACAUCAUCAGCGCCGACACGCUUGCCUACAGCUCGUCUCCAGUGGUGCGCGGAGGGUUCAACUGGGGCCUGCAUUUCAAGUGGGACCUGGUCCCCCUUACUGAGCUGGGUGGGGCAGACGGAGCCACUGCACCAAUAAGGUCACCUACCAUGGCGGGGGGACUGUUUGCCAUGAACAGACAGUACUUCAAUGAGCUUGGACAGUACGACAGUGGCAUGGAUAUCUGGGGAGGAGAAAAUUUGGAAAUAUCAUUUCGGAUCUGGAUGUGUGGCGGUAAGCUCUUCAUCAUCCCUUGCUCCAGAGUAGGACACAUUUUCCGAAAAAGGCGGCCCUACGGGUCUCCUGAAGGCCAGGACACCAUGACACACAACUCUCUGCGGCUGGCUCACGUCUGGCUGGACGAGUACAAGGAGCAGUAUUUCUCCUUGAGGCCUGAUCUGAAGACCAAAAGCUAUGGAAAUAUCAGUGAGCGGGUUGAGCUGAGGAAGAGGCUGGGCUGUCAGUCCUUCAGGUGGUACUUGGAUCAUGUCUACCCAGAGAUGCAGAUACCUGGGCCCAACGCCAGACCCCAGCAGCCCAUUUUCAUCAACAGAGGACCCAAGCGGCCCCGGGUCCUGCAGCGUGGCAGGCUCUACCACUUCCAGACCAAUAAAUGUCUGGUGGCCCAGGGCCGCCCCAGCCAGAAGGGCAGCCUGGUCGUGCUGAAGGCCUGCGACUACCGGGACCCAACGCAGAUCUGGAUUUACAAUGAAGAGCACGAGUUGGUUUUAAAUAACCUCCUUUGUCUUGACAUGUCCGAGACCCGCUCCUCAGACCCGCCUCGGCUCAUGAAGUGCCACGGGUCGGGUGGAUCCCAGCAGUGGACCUUUGGGAAAAAUAACUGGCUGUACCAGGUGUCCGUCGGACAGUGCCUGAGUGUGGUGGACACCCUGGGUCCCAAGGGCUCCGUAGCCAUGGCCAUCUGUGAUGGCUCCUCCUCACAGCAGUGGCACCUGGAAGGGUGAGGGGUGCCACCCAGUCUGCCAGCCCAGCCCUGGGGUCCGGCUGGUGGGGAUCCUGGAGAGGGCGGCCAUCUGCAGGCAACCAGGAGUCUCCACUGACGUCGCGGCCCCUCUGAGCCGCUCUCAAGGAAUCUGUUGCACAUGGAGGGCACACAGGGCUGAGCCCGGCGGGUGUUCCUGCUGGUUUGUGCUUCUCUCACCCCUUGGUGAUGGAACUUAUGAUUUCCUGUCUUACAGGGCCUCAUUCUGUUAUCAUUUAAUAUGUUUUAAAUCAUUUGAAGAAGUUGGUUGAAUCCACAAUGAUUUUUAACUUUGGAAGGCAUUUAUAAUAUUUAAGAGGCAGUCAACUAUUAUAAAUUAUUUUGAUGACUUAUGACACUAUCCACAUUUAA